This is a messenger RNA of Salvia miltiorrhiza (redroot sage), 2450 nucleotides long. Its product is annotated as probable pre-mRNA-splicing factor ATP-dependent RNA helicase DEAH4. The record is from RefSeq and is a predicted model, not a curated record. The coding region runs from base 146 to 2275 and encodes 709 amino acids. Gene Ontology annotation, cellular component: intracellular anatomical structure. The transcript is spliced from 16 exons. Gene Ontology annotation, molecular function: RNA binding; ATP hydrolysis activity; ATP binding. NCBI's taxonomy places the organism in Eukaryota, Viridiplantae, Streptophyta, Magnoliopsida, Lamiales, Lamiaceae.
AAGAAAAUUAAAAUUAUCGUUUUAACUGAAAAAGGGCGCACAAGCUGCUGUUGUGUCCUAAAUAAGCUCAAAAAAGGUUUUGAGUUUGAGAUUGGUAAACGCGGCAAAAUUAUACAAAACCCUAGUUAAACCUGUUGAAUUUGAAAUGUCAAUUAUUUCAAUGGCAGAACUGCCAAUUCUCCAAUUUGAAGACAAAAUCGUCGAAACCGUGGAUAAGAAUCCGGUAGUAGUUGUAAUCGGUGAAACUGGCUCGGGAAAGAGUACGCAGCUCUCUCAAAUUCUUCAUCGACGAGGUUACACCAAAUCGGGUUGCAUCGCUGUAACUCAGCCGCGUCGAGUUGCCGCUGUUACAGUAUCAAGGCGUGUCUCAGAAGAAUUGAAUGUGAGGCUCGGCGACGAGGUAGGUUACGCGAUUCGCUUUGAAGAUAGAACUUCGGAGAAGACGAUUAUUAAAUACCUAACCGAUGGAGUUCUCUUGCGCGAAAGUCUUUCCAACCCGGAGCUGAGCCAAUAUUCGGUCAUCAUAUUAGAUGAAGCUCAUGAGAGGAGCUUGAACACGGAUGUGUUGCUUGGAUUGAUGAAAAGAUUAAUUAAAUUGCGUGCAUCCAAUUUGAAAGUUUUGGUCACUUCAGCUACACUUGAUGGUGAAAAAGUAUCAAGAUUCUUCUCGAAUUGCCCAAUCCUCAACGUUCCAGGGAAGUUAUUCCCUGUUGAGAUACAUCAUAGCUCAGAACGACCAAAAAGUUAUAUUGAUGCUUCUUUGAAAAAAGCUCUUGACAUACACACACAAGAACCCGAAGGUGACAUCUUAAUUUUUAUGACGGGACAGGAUGACAUAGAGAAGUUGGUCUCAAGACUGGAAGAGAGAAUCCAAAGAUUGGAGGAAGGGUCUUGUAUGGAUGCUGUAAUUUAUCCUCUUCAUGGAUCUCUGCCUCCUGAAUUGCAAGUCCGUGUAUUUAGUCCUCCACCUCCCAAUUGCCGGCGGUUCAUCGUUUCUACCAACAUAGCAGAGACAUCUUUGACUGUUGAUGGUGUUGUGUAUGUAAUUGAUCCUGGUUUUGUGAAGCAACGACAGUACAACCCAUCAACUGGCAUGUAUUCUCUUGAUAUUGUCCAAAUCAGCAAAGUGCAGGCUAAUCAACGUGCAGGAAGAGCUGGAAGAACACGUCCUGGGAAGUGCUAUCGUUUGUACUCAUCUGUGGCCUACAAGGAUGACUUCCUGGAUGCUACAAUUCCAGAAAUACAGAGAUCUUCCCUUGCAGGAAGUAUCCUGUAUUUGAAAUCAUUGGACCUAUCGGACAUCAAUAUUCUCAAAUUCGACUUCCUCGACCCACCUUCUUUUGAAGCUUUGGAAGAUGCCUUAAAGCAGUUAUACCUCAUUGAUGCCAUAGAUGACGAGGGUUCUAUCACAAGUCUUGGACGAACCAUGGCUGAGCUUCCACUGGAACCUUCACUAUCAAGGACCUUGUUAGAGGCGAACGAGUGUGGCUGUCUAUCUCAGGCUUUAACAGUCGCUGCAAUGUUAUCUGCAGAGACUACAUUGCUCAUAGGCCAAAGUAAAAGUGCGGAUAAGAAGCGGAAGCACACUCCUUCAAAUCUUCCCGAUGGUUCUGGCUUCGGUGACCACAUCCAGUUCCUGCAAAUUUUUGAGCUCUGGCACCAAACUGACUAUCAUAUUGACUGGUGCAAGGAGAAUAACUUGCAGGUGAGGGGGAUGAAGUUUGUGAAGGAUGUCCGGAAACAGUUAUGCCAAAUAAUGCAGAAGAUUGCCAAAGGACCCAUGGAUGUGAAAACAAGUAAAAGGCGAAGGGAAGACCAAUAUUACAGAUCCUUGAGGAAAGCUCUAUGUUCAGGAUACGGAAAUCAACUAGCAGAGCGAAUGCUUCGUCAUAAUGGCUACAAGACCCUUGGCUUCAAGUCACAAUUAGUACAGGUGCACCCAUCAUCAGUGCUGAGAACAGAUGAAGAAGGCAUGUUCCCCAAUUAUGUCAUCUAUCACGAACUCAUUGCUACUACACGUCCAUACAUGCGGAACGUAUGUGCUGUCGAGAUGCCUUGGGUCAGACCUGUUUUUGCUAAACUCGAGAAUCUGAAUGUCGGCAAACUCAGUGGAGGAGCCAACCAGUCUCAUGAAGAGGUUCAACCAGAAAACGCAGUCGUGCAGAAGGACGACGAUGGUAAUGCUGCUCCGGCUCAGCCUGCUGAGGACCGCGACAGUAAAAUUCUCGCGGCCCGGGAACGUUAUCUUGCUCGUAGAGGUCAAGCCAAUAAAUAGCAGGACAUAUGAAGCUGAGAUAUCGAUACUAGAAUGCAGCCAGGGGCUGCCUUAUGCAUUGCCUCAGGUCUAUAUUCAACCUCGUCAUGAACUAUAUAUGUAUAUGUGCAUGUAUUAUUUGUAACAUUAUCCUCUUAAAUCAGUUUAAUAAUGAUGAUACAUACAAAUUUUUGCA